AUGGACUCUAAACCUCUCAACAAAGCUUUUACCAAAAUCGAUCUCGAUGGUCACAACCUACCGCCGUCACCCGCCCCCUCGAGUCCAUCUAAUGGUCGUCGACGUUAUGCUCUAGCCACUGAGCUUGUUUAUACCGAGACCAAAGACCAAUACGGUGCAUCAAGCAUCCCAAUAUAUCAAUCCGCUACAUUCAAGCAAACAUCUUCCAGUGGCGGAAAUGAAUACGACUAUACCCGGUCGGGUAAUCCAACCCGGACGCAUCUGGAGCGACACAUGGCCAAGAUUAUGAAUGCUAACCGAGCUCUUGCUGUUGGCUCUGGCAUGGGUGCUUUAGAUGUUAUCACUAGAUUGUUGCGCCCUGGAGAUGAGGUGAUCACAGGCGACGACCUCUAUGGGGGUACCAACCGGCUACUUACAUAUCUAUCGUCGAAUCAAGGCAUCGUUGUCCACCAUGUGGAUACCACAGACGUCGACAGGGUACGGGAGCUCGUCUCGGACAAAACAGCCAUGGUACUCUUGGAGACACCAACCAACCCCUUGAUCAAGAUUGUCGAUAUCCCCAGCAUCGCGAAAGCUGUUCACGACGCUAACACAAAGGCCCUCGUCAUCGUGGACAACACCAUGCUAUCGCCUAUGCUUUGCAAUCCCCUUGAACUUGGUGCCGAUAUAGUGUACGAGUCAGGGACCAAGUACUUAUCAGGCCACCAUGAUAUAAUGGCCGGCAUAAUUGCAUGCAACGAUACUGCCAUCGGUGAUAAGAUGUAUUUCACUAUCAAUGCAACCGGUUGCGGCCUAGCCCCAAAUGACUCCUUUCUUCUUAUGAGGGGCGUUAAGACCUUGGCAAUUCGCAUGGAGAAGCAACAAGCAAAUGCACAGGCAAUUGCAGAGUUCCUCGAGUCUCACGGAUUUCGUGUACGGUACCCAGGCCUAAAAUCUCAUCCGCAGUACGAUCUUCACUGGACUAUGGCACGCGGCGCUGGGGGUGUCCUAUCGUUCGAAACCGGUGACAUCGCCUUAUCUGAGAGAAUUGUCGAGGCUGCAAAGUUGUUUGGGAUAAGUGUCAGCUUUGGGUGCGUCAACAGUCUAAUCAGUAUGCCGUGUCGUAUGAGCCAUGCCAGUAUCGAUGCAAAGACUAGAAAGGAGCGGCAGUUGCCCGAGGACAUCAUUCGACUCUGCGUUGGCAUUGAAGAUGUCCAUGAUCUGAUUGACGACCUCUCUCGUGCACUCGUACAAGCUGGUGCUGUAACAAUCACACUGGAUGGGUUCCAUGCCGUAGAACCUACUGCGCAAGUGGGAGGGACAAACUCGAGCAACGAUACCCCGUCUGAGACUACUUCAUCUUAA
Hypoxylon fragiforme is the source of this 1344-nucleotide messenger RNA. Its product is annotated as cystathionine beta-lyase. The transcript is spliced from 2 exons. The coding region runs from base 1 to 1344 and encodes 447 amino acids. Gene Ontology annotation, cellular component: cytoplasm. Gene Ontology annotation, biological process: transsulfuration; 'de novo' L-methionine biosynthetic process. Lineage: Eukaryota; Fungi; Ascomycota; Sordariomycetes; Xylariales; Hypoxylaceae. The record is from RefSeq and is a predicted model, not a curated record. Gene Ontology annotation, molecular function: pyridoxal phosphate binding.